Messenger RNA from Striga hermonthica, 606 nucleotides. NCBI's taxonomy places the organism in Eukaryota, Viridiplantae, Streptophyta, Magnoliopsida, Lamiales, Orobanchaceae. The record is from the annotation of a GenBank genome assembly.
AUGGCCUCUACUGUUCAGCUUCACCGCAUCAACCCCAUCAAGCACGCCGCGCAGGAACCGCAGGUUAAGCCGACCCGUUUCUGCCCAGUCCCGGCGGACGUGGGGGCGCCGGAGUCCGUCCUCCGCCGUCACACCCAUGCCGUGGCUCCGGGCCAGUGCUGCUCGGCGGCGGUGCGGUCAAUCGCCGCACCGGCGGCCGCCGUGUGGUCACUCCUGCGGCGAUUCGGCGAGCCGCAGGCGUACAAGGUGUUCGUCCGGGGGUGCCGCGUGGUCCGCGGCGACGGCGGCGUUGGGACCGUCCGGGAGGUGACGGUGGCGUCAGGGCUGCCGGCGGCGUGGAGCACCGAGAGGCUGGAGGUGCUGGACGAGGAGGCGCACGCGGUGGGCUUCAGCGUGGUCGGAGGAGAGCACCGGCUGAGGAACUACCGAUCGGUGACCACCCUCCACGCGGCGGAGGGGGGUGAAGGCACGGUGGUGGUGGAGUCGUACGUGGUGGACGUGCCGCCGGGAAACACGGCGGAGGAGACGUGCGCCUUCGUCGACACCAUCGUCCGGUGCAAUCUGGAGUCGCUGGCGAACGUCGCCGAGAAAUUAGCGAGAAAUUGA